Molecule: messenger RNA, 654 nt
Organism: Apaloderma vittatum (bar-tailed trogon)
Lineage: Eukaryota; Metazoa; Chordata; Aves; Trogoniformes; Trogonidae
Gene: FAM241A
Product: chromosome unknown open reading frame, human C4orf32
Exons: 3
Coding region: 1-654 (217 amino acids)
Cellular component (GO): intracellular membrane-bounded organelle
Source: RefSeq, a predicted model, not a curated record
AUGCUGGGGUAUCGCCCUCCCCAGGGUACCCCCCUGGCCCUGCUUGUGCCCUCCGAGGCGCUUAGUCCGCCUGGAAGAGGGUGGGAGCGGGUGUACGAGGGUGGUCCCUACGCGGAACCCACGUGGGAACAUCUAGCUGGAAAUAAUCGGGGGUGCUGCUGCCGUUCCCCGGAAUCCCACGGCAGUUCAGCUCCAAGCUUUUCUUAUAAAGGCUUACGCGUGUUCACGAGUAGGAAGCAGGAAGCCUGUGCCCGGCUGUCUCGUGCCUCGCCGCAUUUCGUGCUGGUGCCCUGCGAUGGGGCAAGCCUGCGCUUUGGAGAAAGAGGUGGCCACGACCUGGGAACUUGCCCUUGGCUGCAGAUCUCCAAAGCUUCUCCGUGGCAAUACGCUGGGCAGUCGGAUGGCCAGGUCCAGCAAGAACAAAGAAACCACACCGCAGAACCUGUAAUAGAUGACUAUAAAAAGAUGGGGACUCUCUUUGGCGAGCUAAACAAAAGCCUUAUCAGAAUAGGCUUCACAAGGAUGUACUUCGGAGAACGGAUAGUAGAACCUGUAAUAAUUAUAUUCUUCUGGGUUAUGCUCUGGUUCCUUGGCCUGCAAGCUCUUGGACUGGUUGCUGUUCUGUGCCUUGUCAUUAUUUAUGUACAGCAGUAA